AAACAGCAUAUAAAAGAUUUCAUCUCGGAAGCUAAGAUAAUGAUGUAUUUGGGUCAGCAUUUGAAUGUUGUGAAUUUACUUGGAGUUGUUACCAAGGAUUUUGAAAACAGUGGAAUAAUGAUUAUAGUUGAAUACUGUGAGGGCGGUAGUAUUGAAGAUUUUUUGGAAAAAAAUCGUAUAUGGUUCCACGAUGAAAAUAAUCACGAAACAGUGUCAAUUAGAUCAACUACACAAACAGAAAAUGAACAAUACUCAGAAGAUAAUCAAAGUGACGAUGAACCGGAAUCAGAAUUGGAAGGAGAUGAACAAUUAUCCAAUGAUUUUUCAUCCACUGGAUCCCAAUUCGAUGAUCCCUCCUAUGAAAAAAGAGGUGUGUCAUUUACAAGGACCGAUUUACUUUGCUGGGCAUUCCAAGUGGCACGUGCAAUGCAUUUUUUGACAUCUCGAAAUGUUCUACACAGAGAUUUGGCUGCCAGAAAUAUUUUGCUGUGCACCAAUAAUGUUGUCAAAAUUUGUGACUUCGGUCUGGCACGAAGUUUGAGAGAUAGAAAUACAAAAAAAUACUACAAAAAAGGACAGGAGUCAGUUCCAUUUGGGUAUUUAGCUCCCGAGUCUCUAAGUAGUAAACAGAAAUACAGUGCUUAUACUGAUGUUUGGUCAUUUGGCAUCGUUCUAUGGGAAUUUUUUUCACUCGGAGUAGUACCAUAUUUUCAAGAAAACAUUGGCUUUACUGAAAUAGAAAAUUAUCUACAAAAUGGCAACCGAUUGAAAAAACCACAUCAUGCCCCACAGUUUAUAUACGAUAUUAUGACAUCAUGUUGGAACGCCGUCCCCGAAUCACGCCCAUUGUUUGAUAGUCUUGAGCAGCAAAUAUCCAAGCUAUUGGAACCCGAGCUUUUACAACGUUUCUUUGAUUUAAAUAAAGUGUAUAUGGAUUCAAAUUCGAAAAACUGUGAAUCGGCAAAAAAUAGGUUUUUAGCAACACUUAAAUCAUGCCCUAUUGCUCUCUUUUUUUCACAAAAAACAAACCAUAACAACGAUUUCACUGGGGGCAUACCAUUACAGCAGCUCGCUUAAAAGAAUACAAUCGAAAAUAAUAAUAAUAAAA
Molecule: messenger RNA, 1108 nt
Organism: Contarinia nasturtii (swede midge)
Lineage: Eukaryota; Metazoa; Arthropoda; Insecta; Diptera; Cecidomyiidae
Product: platelet-derived growth factor receptor alpha-like
Exons: 6
Coding region: 40-1077 (345 amino acids)
Biological process (GO): cell surface receptor protein tyrosine kinase signaling pathway; multicellular organism development; positive regulation of kinase activity
Cellular component (GO): signaling receptor complex
Molecular function (GO): transmembrane receptor protein tyrosine kinase activity; ATP binding
Source: RefSeq, a predicted model, not a curated record